UCUCCAUUCAUUGGCUGUGAAGGCGGAAGUGAGUCGCAUUAACCCUUCCGCCAACAUCAAUACAAACACACAACAUCGCCGCAAGAAAACAGUAUGGAGCUGGCCCACAGUCUGCUGCUGAAUGAAGAAGCGCUGGCUCACGUCACCGAGGCCAAGAGAGCCGUCUUCAUCUUCGAGUGGCUCCGCUUCCUGGAUAAAGUUCUGAUCGCUGCUAACAAGGUGGAUGUGAAGGAGAAGCAGAAGCAGCUGGUGGAGCAGCUGACGGGGUUGAUCAGCAGUUCCCCCGGGCCGCCCACUCGUAAGCUGCUCUCCAAGAACCUGGCGGUGCUUUACUCCAUCGGCGACACCUUCACCGUCUUCCAGACACUCGACCGGUGCAACGACAUCAUCAGGAGCAAAGAUGACACCGCUGCUUACUUACCCACCAAACUCGCUGCGGUGGCGUGUGUCGGGGCGUUCUACGAGCGUAUGGGCCGAAUGCUGGGCAGCUCUUUCCCUGACACCAUCAACAACCUCCUGAAAGCCCUGAAGAGUGCAGAGGCUCAGGGUCGAGGCGAGAUCCUGCUGAGUCUGCAGAAAGUGCUCAGUGGUCUCGGUGGAGCGGCGGCCUCGUGUCACAGAGACAUCUAUAAGAACACGCGCUCAAUGCUCACCGACAGAUCCAUGGCCGUCCGCUGCGCCGUCGCCAAGUGUCUGCUAGAGCUGCAGAACGAGGCCGUGUUCAUCUGGACCACUGAGCUGGAGAACGUGGCCACUCUGUGUUUCAAGGCUCUGGAGGGCUCGACGUACGGUGUGCGUGUCGCUGUGUCCUCACUGCUGGGAACCGCCAUGGCCACCGCGCUCAUGCCCAAACAGGCCACCGUGAUGCGGCAGAACGUGAAGCGAGCGACUCUGGAGGAGGUUCUGGAGCUGAUGUCCACAGGGUUCCUGCGUGGAGGAUCAGGGUUCCUGAAGAGUGGAGGAGAGAUGCUGAAAGGAGCCUCGGUCAGUCGAGAGGUGCGCGUCGGGGUCACUCAGGCGUAUGUAGUGUUCGUCACGACUCUGGGCGGCCAGUGGUUGGAGCGUAACUUCGCAGUGUUCCUGUCUCAUCUGCUGGAGCUGGUGGCUCACCCGCGCGCCACACAGACCCACGUGGAGGCCGUGUACUCCCGCCGCUGCGUGUCCUUCGCCUUGCGGGCGACGCUGGGAGGGCUGCUGGGGGAGAAGGCUCAGAUCGCGGCUGCCAAGGAGAUCUGCCUGGCCAUCAGCAAACAGAUGAGAGCCGUGGAGGCGGUGGUGAACGACCCGAGCAGCGAGAGCCGCGCCGGAGCCGCGGACGUGUCGGCUAGUCAGCAUGUGAUGGUGUGCGCGCUGAAGGAGCUGGGCAGUUUGGUCCAGAGUCUGAGCGCCACGGCCUCCCCGCUGAUCCUGGAGCCGUCCGUCGGUUUUCUGGAGACGGUGACGUCUGUGCUGCUGCACCCGAGUAUGGCGGCUCGUCUGUCGGCUGCCUGGUGUCUGCGCUGCGUUUCUGUCGCUCUUCCACACCAGCUCACGCCUCUGCUGGACCGCUGCGCUGAGUGCAUCAACAACCUGAAGAACUCGCCCGAGGCCGUGAGCGGGUACAGCUUCGCCAUGGCGGCUCUGCUGGGAGGAGUCCAUCAGUGUCCUCUGGGCAUCCCACACUCCAAGGGCAAGAUGGUGGUGAGUAUAGCUGAGGAUCUGCUGCGUUCGGCAGCGCAGAACAGCCGUAUGUCUCUCCAGCGGACUCAAGCCGGCUGGCUGUUGUUAGGAGCGCUCAUGACCUUAGGACCGUCUUUAGUGCGUUACCACCUGCCCAAGAUGCUGCUGCUGUGGCGUAACGUGUUCCCUCGCUCCCAGAAGGAGCUGGAGGCGGAGAAGGCCAGAGGAGACUCCUUCAGCUGGCAGGUGAUGCUGGAGGGCCGCGCCGGAGCCCUGUGCGCCAUGCGCAGCUUUGUGGCCCAUUGUCCAGAGCUGCUGACGGAGGACGUGAUCCGCAGACUGAUGACGCCCAUCGAGUGUGCCAUGACCAUGAUGUCUCAUGUCCCUGCAGUGAUCAAGGUUCACGGAGCUCACCUGAAGGCCAGCGCUGCCAUGGUGCGCCUGCGACUCUACGAUAUACUGGCUCUGCUGCCGCCCAAGACGUACGAAGGCAGCUUUAACGCUCUCCUGCGCGAGCUGGUGGCCGAGUUCACGCUCACGGAUAACUCCGCCAACACCACCACGUCUCUGCUGCGCUCGCUGUGCCAUUACGACGACAGUGUGCUGAUGGGCUCCUGGCUUCAGGAAACCGACCACAAGUCCAUCGAGGAUCAGCUCCAGCCGAACAGUGCGUCGGGCAGCGGCGCGCUGGAACACGACCCGUCCUCCAUAUACCUGCGUGUGCCCGUGGGCGAGGCCGUGCCCGGGCCGCUGCCGCUCGGCGUGUCCGUGAUCGACGCCUCCGUCGCCCUGUUCGGGGUCGUGUUCCCUCACGUCUCCUUCAAGCACAGGUUGCAAAUGCUGGAUCACUUUGCCGAAUGCAUCAAACAAGCUAAAGGAGUCCGUCAGCAGGCCGUCCAGCUAAACAUAUUCACUGCAGUGCUGAGCGCUCUCAAGGGUCUGGCUGAGAACAAGAGCAGUCUGGGUCCAGAAGAGGUGCGUAAGUCUGCUCUGGCGCUGGUGAUGGGCGCGCUGGACAACCCGAACCCCAUCCUGCGCUGCGCCGCGGGCGAGGCUCUGGGACGCAUGGCACAGGUCGUCGGGGAGGCGUCCUUCAUCGCCCGCAUGGCACAGCACAGCUUCGACAAGCUGAAGUCUGCGCGUGACGUGGUGUCCAGGACGGGCCACUCUCUGGCGUUAGGAUGCCUGCACCGGUACGUGGGCGGCAUCGGGUCGGGCCAGCACCUGAAGACUAGCGUUAGCAUCCUGCUAGCCUUAGCUCAAGACGCCACGUGCCACGAGGUCCAGACGUGGGCGCUGCACUCCCUGGCUCUGAUCGUGGACUCCAGCGGGCCCAUGUACCGGGGCUAUGUGGAGCCCACGCUGUCUCUGGUGCUGACGCUGCUGCUCACGGUGCCGCCCUCACACACAGAGGUGCAUCAGUGUCUGGGCCGCUGUCUCGGGGCGCUCAUCACCACCGUCGGCCCAGAACUACAGGGGAACGGCAGCAGCGUGUCGACGAUCCGCUCGUCGUGUCUGGUGGGCUGUGCCAUCAUGCAGGAUCACUCGGACUCUCUGGUGCAGGCGGCGGCCAUCUCGUGUCUCCAGCAGCUGCAUAUGUUCGCGCCGCGACACGUCAACCUGUCCAGCCUCGUGCCCUGCCUCUGUGUGCAUCUGUGCAGCUCUCACCUGCUGUUACGGCGGGCCGCUGUGGCGUGUCUCCGUCAGCUGGCUCAGCGAGAGGCUCCUGAGGUGUGUGAAUACGCCAUGAGUCUCGCCAGGAGGGCCGGGGACGCCAAAGACAACUCUACCCUCAAUCUGAACAUCACCGAGACCGGGCUGGAAGGUGUUCUGUUCGGGAUGCUGGACCGGGAGACGGAUCGGAAGCUGUGCUCGGACAUCCACGACACACUGGGUCACAUGCUCUCGUCUCUGGCUGUGGGGAAACUUCCUCACUGGCUCAAGCUCUGCAAAGAUGUGCUGGCAGCGACUACAGAGGUCGGAGGGACGGUGGCGUCUCAGAGCCGACGGAAGGAGGAGGACGACGACUCCGAGAAGAAGGAUGAGAUGGAUGAUGACAUCAUGUUCACGUCUCUGGGUCAGGAUGAGAAGGCCAAGCCGUCCGUGGCGCCGCGCUGGGUCACGCGAGUGUUCGCUGCCGACUGCCUGUGCCGGAUCAUCCAUCUGUGUGAGAAUGCAGACAAGGCCCACUUUGACCUGGCAGCAGCACGGGUCGCCAAGACCAAGAACCCUGAAGGGGACUUCCUCGUGCUGCACCUGUGUGAUCUGAUCCGCAUGGCGUUCAUGGCGGCGACGGACCACAGCCACCAGCUCCGCAUGGCAGGACUGCAGGCGCUCGAGGACAUCAUCAAGAAGUUCGCCGCGGUGCCGGAGCCCGAGUUCCCUGGUCAUGUGAUCCUGGAGCAGUAUCAGGCCAACGUUGGUGCCGCGCUCCGCCCAGCCUUUUCCCCGGACACGCCUUCAGACAUCACUGCUAAAGCCUGCCAGGUGUGCAGUGCGUGGAUAGGCAGCGGUGUGGUCAGUGACCUGAACGACCUGCGGCGCGUACACACUCUGCUGGUGUCGUCGCUGGACAAGCUUCAGGCCGGCCGGUCCUCCAGCCAGCUGUACAGCGAGAGCGCCACCACCAUGGAGAAACUGGCCGUGCUGAAGGCCUGGGCCGAGGUGUUUGUGGUGGCUAUGAAGAUAAAGCAGGAGUGUGAGUCUGGGCCGGCGCGUGCCGCUCCUCAGGGUGAGGAUGAGGAUGAUCAAGGAGAUGUUCUUCCUCCAGACAGCCUGAUGACCCUCGUCCAGCCGGAGCUGCCGUCUCUGAGCCGUCUGUGGUUGUCGGUGCUGAGAGAUUACGCUCUGCUCACUCUCCCUGCGGAGUUCUCCAGUCAGCUGCCGCCCGAAGGAGGGGCGUUUUACACUCCUGAGACGAUAGACACGGCCAGGCUUCACUACCGUAGCUCGUGGGCCUCUGUCCUGCACGCCGAGGCUCUGUGGCUCAGCAGCACCGGCUUCGGCACCUGCACCGUCUCCGGCACGGCUGAGGACUGCACCGAGAGCAAGAGCGCUUCCACCACGGCACCCGGCGGAAGCACUGAUGAUCUGGUGAAGGACCGAUUGCACCUCCUCCUGGGCAUCAGCAUUGAGUUCCUGUGCUUCCCUCGGGCCGAGGAGCCCAUAGAGGACGUGAUGUCGUGUCUGCACGCGCUCUGCACGCUGAUGGACUCGCCCAGCGCUCGCACACACAUCGCAGAGGACCAGUUGCUGGCUGUGGAGCUGCUGAACGUGCUUCACCGGCUCCUGCUGACCCGUGACCCGCAGAGCAUGCAGUUACAGGUGACGACGGUGGUGCAGAAAACCAUCCGCGCCGCACAGGAGCACCUGCAGCACAUCAGGACUGUGGAGGGGGACGAGGAGUGUGUGUCAGUGCUCGGGGAAGGAGGCGACACCGGCGAGCUUGUGCCAGGUAAAUCUCUGGUGUUCGCUGCGAUGGAGCUGCUGGUGUUUAUCCUGGUGCGACACCUUCCUCAGCUGAAGGAGGACGAGAGGAAAGAGGAGGAGAAGGAGAGACGCACUCCUCAACACCUGAGUGACGACAGCAGCAGACUGGUGGCAGCGUCAGUUACAGCCCUCGCAGAACUGCCCUCACUCUGCUCACCCGCAGGGAGCAUGACGAUCCUGCCCACGGUGCUGUUCCUGGUCACUGGAGUUCUGCGAGAGACGGCGGUUCAGACGAUCGAUCACUCCGUCCCGGCGCCGGUGUCUGCGGCUCUACAGGCCAUCAAGACCCUCCUCAGCCCUCGAGCGGCCCGGAGCCCUGCGCUGAUCCGCAGCAGCCUGGCCUCUGUGCUGGAGUUCUCACAGCCCGAGGCGUGUGUGGCCGGUGUGGAUGAGGUCAGUCUGCUGACGGCCGUCACACUGUUCCUGCUGUCGGCCAGUGAUGAGCUGAUCGGCGUCUCCGUCCUGCAGAACGGCUGUAUUGAGCGGUUCAGACACGGACUCUCUUCUGCAGACCCCUGGACUCAGGCGCGCUGCUGUCAGCUGCUGCUGUCGGUGUUCCAGCACCCGUGCCGGGCUCUCUCGGCUCCCUACAUCCACUCGCUGGCCCCGGGGCUCGUGGAGCAGCUGAGGAGCGUGGAGCAGAACCGGCCCGCCACCCCUGCCCAACUACAGGCCGUACAGGACGGGGUUAAAGUGCUGGAGAGCCUCGUCGCCAUGGCAGAGGAACACAGCCGAGUUCAGUUGCUGGCUCUGCUGGUGCCGACGCUCAUCUCAUACUUGCUGGACGAGACGAGCUUCUCCACGGCCCCCAGCUGCUCCACAGGCCUGCACGAGUUCGCCCUGCAGAACCUGAUGCACAUCGGCCCGCUGUACCCCGCGGCCUUCAAGACCGUCAUCGGGGCGGCGCCAGAACUCAAGACCCGGCUCGAGGCGGCCAUCAGAUCCACACAGGCCAACAGCAGAGCCAAGGCGGCGGCCAGACAGGCUCAGCCCAGUGUGCAAGCGGCGCCCACCAUCAAACUCAAGACCAGCUUCUUCUAGUCCAUCACCUGGGUGUCUGUAGAACGCUGAAGCGAAUAAAAGUUACAGUGACACUGUCAUAAAUCAUAAGGAUCUGUUACAAGCAUUACAUCUUGUUUGUUUUUAUGGGCACAUUUGAAAUGCACCUUAAGUCAAACUUAAUAACCUACUUUUGAAAGCUCACGUUACACUGGUGGAAAUAGACAUUCCCAUUUACCUGAAUAUUUCCAUGAACACAUUCCCAUGUUGUUGUUUUUUUAACUGUGUUGCUUUUUAUUAUUUUCUAUCUGAUCAUAAUUUAAGCCUCAUAUUAUCAUAUUUAUCAAUUUUCCAGAAAUUUCACAAAAGUGUGUGGUUUUUGGUCAGUAAUGAUCAUUGUUUUAAAGAUUCAAGUAUAAACUACUUGACUUCUGCUGUGAUUGUCUAUGAAUUCGGCUGAAUCGCUGUUUAAAUGUAGUUGCGGACUGGGAGUCUAUUGAAUAUUUUAGAGUUGCUCAAUGCUGGAGUUCUUGUUUGAGCUUUUAAUAACUUGAUUAUGUCUGCCUUUCAUUGCCUGUCAUUCAUUAAGUAAAAAUAUGUAAUAUAUGCA
Messenger RNA from Rhinichthys klamathensis goyatoka, 6757 nucleotides. It is a transcript of the gene heatr5b, whose product is annotated as HEAT repeat containing 5B. Lineage: Eukaryota; Metazoa; Chordata; Actinopteri; Cypriniformes; Leuciscidae. The coding region runs from base 94 to 6189 and encodes 2031 amino acids. Gene Ontology annotation, biological process: intracellular protein localization; endocytosis; retrograde transport, endosome to Golgi. The record is from RefSeq and is a predicted model, not a curated record. Gene Ontology annotation, cellular component: Golgi apparatus; endocytic vesicle; membrane. The transcript is spliced from 35 exons.